This is a messenger RNA of Diaporthe citri, 1056 nucleotides long. RefSeq lists its product as uncharacterized. Lineage: Eukaryota; Fungi; Ascomycota; Sordariomycetes; Diaporthales; Diaporthaceae. The transcript is spliced from 3 exons. The record is from RefSeq and is a predicted model, not a curated record. The coding region runs from base 1 to 1056 and encodes 351 amino acids.
AUGAUAGUCCAAAGUUCAAACACCUUGAACCACAGUCUUGAAAAAGGCAUCUCUACAUACUCGUCACGCAGCACAGUAGAGCAUACAAUCCGCAACAACUCCAGUGAAGAUUCUGGACUUCAGGAGAGCGUAUCUAUCAUGGGCAGCAUCGAGAACAGGAUCCUCGUCACCGGGGCUUCGGGGCAGUAUGGGCGCCUCGCGGUUGACGGGCUGUUGGCGAAGGGGGUCUCUCCGUCGUCACUGCUCCUCCUGACCAGGGAUCCAGCGAAACUCGCAGACUACGCCGCCAAGGGCUCAUCCGUUCGGCAAGGUUCCUUUGAUGAUCCUGUGGAUUCUCUCGCAGAAGCCUUUGCAGGGGCAGACACCAUGCUAUUCAUCAGCACCAGCAGAGCUGGGCAGAGGCUACCGCAGCAUCAAGCGGCUGUGGACGCCGCUGUGAAAGCAGGCAUCACACACAUCGUGUACACAUCUAUACUGUCUGCGCAUUUGGAAAAUCCGACUGCUCUUGUUGCGAGAGAGCAUCGGGCUACAGAGGAGAUGUUAAGAGCCAGUGGCCUAUACUGGACCGCACUUCGUGACGCACAGUACUCCGAGGCCCUGACCGAUGUCGCUGGACCCCCGGCCCUGAAGGCAGGUGUGCUGCGCGUCAACGCCGGGCAAGGAAAGAUGGCGUUCAUCAGCCGAGAUGAUUGCGUCGGGCCCGCCGUGAGCAUUCUCGCCGACCCUUCUCCCCACCGCAACAAAGCGUAUCACAUCACAGGCCCCGAGCUGUUGUCUUGGGGUGAUGCGGCGAGAAUCAUGGGAGAGACGGUCGGCAAGACGUUGUUCUACGAAACUUUGACGGACGACGAGCAGCUUGCGAUAUUCGAUGCCAUGGGAAUCCCAAGGGAGCCAAUUGAUGGGUUCGUUGUAAACUCAGAUAUGGUGUCCUUCACGAAAGCGACAGCACUGGGAGAGUUCGAGAUUAUCUCGGAUGACGUGCAGAAAUUGACACUGCAAAAACCCAAGACUUUUAGCGAGAUCUGCGAACAGCGCCUAUCAUCGCUGAAGCAAUAG